This is a messenger RNA of Myripristis murdjan (pinecone soldierfish), 2128 nucleotides long. RefSeq names its product glutamic--pyruvic transaminase (gene gpt). The transcript has 11 exons. The record is from RefSeq and is a predicted model, not a curated record. The coding region runs from base 256 to 1899 and encodes 547 amino acids. Gene Ontology annotation, molecular function: pyridoxal phosphate binding; transaminase activity. Lineage: Eukaryota; Metazoa; Chordata; Actinopteri; Holocentriformes; Holocentridae. Gene Ontology annotation, biological process: biosynthetic process.
AGGCAUGCAUUUCAGAUUUGAAAGGCUAGAUCACUGUGGAUGCAACCGAGGCUUAGAGAACCAAGCAGGCGCUUAAUUAUUAUCAUUUAGUCGAAGGCGCGCAUCACAUCUGAGGGGUCCAAAGGUCCCGGGCGCCUUGUAGGAGUGUGGGAGCUGUAGUUGCAUAACUUUGAUCUGUUGCAAUCGGUGGUCCCUGUGCACCGCAUUUUUUUAUUAUUAUUAUUUUUUUAAGUUUAUCUAACUUAACUGUAUAACAUGUCAGUGGCACGGAUUCUACCAUCCAGAGGCGCCCGUCUUUUAGCCCGGGGGCGACAUGACGCAUCAGCCGGUGGCAGCGGAGCGCAGAGCCCCGGGCCGAGGGUCCACUCUCUGACUUCUCCUCUGUCCUCCUCCUCCCCUGCCAGAGCCCUGUCCGGACUUCCCAAAGGAAAAAUGACCGAGAACGGAAUGGCGUCCCGGGGCAAGGUGUUGACCAUCGACACCAUGAACCCCACCGUGAAGAAAGUGGAGUACGCCGUGCGGGGGCCCAUCGUGCAGCGCGCCGUGCAGCUCGAGAAGGAGCUCCGAGAGGGAGCGAAGAAGCCCUUUGCUGAGGUCAUCAAGGCCAACAUUGGUGACGCACAUGCCAUGGGCCAGCAGCCAAUCACUUUCUUCCGUCAGGUCUUGGCACUCUGCUCUUACCCUGAACUGUUGAAUGACAGCACAUUCCCAGAGGAUGCUAAAAGUAGAGCACGGCGCAUUUUGCAGUCCUGUGGAGGAAGCAGUAUCGGUGCUUAUAGUGCCAGUCAGGGCAUCGACUGUGUGCGUCAGGAUGUGGCUCGCUACAUCGAGCAAAGGGACGGGGGCAUUCCCUGUGACCCAGACAACAUCUACCUCACCACAGGGGCCAGCGAUGGCAUUGUGACCAUGCUGAAGCUGCUGGUGUGUGGCGAGGGGAAGAGCCGCACGGGUGUGAUGAUCUCCAUCCCCCAGUACCCGCUGUACUCAGCCGCCCUGGCUGAACUGGGCGCCGUGCAGAUCAAUUAUUACCUUAAUGAGGAAAAGUGCUGGAGUCUGGACAUCAGUGAGCUGCAGCGUGCCCUGGAUGAGGCCAGGCGCCACUGCAACCCCCGAGCCCUCUGUAUCAUCAACCCUGGAAACCCCACCGGUCAGGUCCAGAGCAGACAGUGCAUUGAAGAUGUGAUCCGGUUUGCAGCAAAGGAGCGUCUCCUCCUGAUGGCUGACGAGGUGUACCAGGACAACGUCUAUGCUGAUGGCUGCAAGUUCCACUCCUUCAAGAAGGUCUUGUUUGAGAUGGGACCAGAGUUCUCCAACAACGUGGAACUGGCAUCUUUCCACUCCACUUCUAAGUGUUACAUGGGAGAGUGUGGUUUCCGUGGUGGCUACAUGGAGAUCAUCAACAUGGACGCUGAGGUGAAGGCCCAGCUGACGAAGCUGGUGUCGGUCCGUCUGUGUCCCCCUGUCCCAGGACAAGCUCUGAUGGACCUGGUGGUCAACUGUCCCCAGCCUGGGGAGCCCUCCUACAACAACUUCAUGAAGGAGCGCACAGCCACCCUGGGCGUCUUGGCGGAGAAGGCCAAGCUGACAGAGCAGAUUCUGAACACUGUGCCUGGCAUCAGCUGUAAUCCUGUGCAGGGUGCCAUGUAUUCCUUCCCUCGCAUCACCAUCCCUGAAAAGGCCAUCAGAGAGGCUAAGGAGAAGGGCCAGGCUCCGGACAUGCUCUACUGCAUGAAGCUGCUGGAGGAGACUGGGAUCUGCCUGGUGCCUGGCAGCGGCUUUGGCCAGAAGGAGGGAACCUACCACUUCAGAAUGACCAUUUUGCCAGCGACGGACAAGCUGAAGAUCCUUCUGAGUAAAGUGAAGGAGUUCCACCAGAAAUUCACCCAGCAGUAUUCUUAAAUUUGAACAUCUCCUCCUCCAACCAGGAUCAGAAUCUGUCACCAACAAGUGCCUUCGCUACUGCGGCUCUGAUGGUCUAUGAUGAUGCACUUUAGCCUUUAUGACAUUCUCAUUCAGACUUGUAUGGACAGUACACAGAGUAGCUUUUGUGUAAAAAAAAACAAACAAGACUCAGACUGGAAGAAAUAUAGUUGAUAUUCAGGGACGUGUAAUUUUGGUACAACAUAUG